Dendronephthya gigantea is the source of this 2186-nucleotide messenger RNA. RefSeq names its product atlastin-2-like. The record is from RefSeq and is a predicted model, not a curated record. Gene Ontology annotation, biological process: protein homooligomerization; endoplasmic reticulum organization. Gene Ontology annotation, molecular function: GTP binding; GTPase activity. Bases 145 to 1791 code for a protein of 548 amino acids. Lineage: Eukaryota; Metazoa; Cnidaria; Anthozoa; Malacalcyonacea; Nephtheidae. The transcript has 12 exons.
UUAAAUAAACUUCUAACAACUGAAAAUUCGUUUUGCUCGAUUUCAGCUGCGAAAAAAGAGUAAUUUUAAAAGAAUCGCUUCGAUUACUGUAGUUUACGAGUAUAUUUAAACAAGGACUAUCAUAUCCCCGACAUUGGAUAGAGGAUGGCCGAAAAUUUAGAAAGAAACGGUGACAUGAAUGGAGACAUAAACGAUUUCGACAUCGUUAUGGGUGCUCGUCCUGUACAAAUUGUUCUCACUGAUGAGGAAGAACACAGCUUUUCUUUGAACGAGGAACUUUUAGAAGAGGUCUUGAUCAGCGACGAAAGAGUACGAGACAAGAAAGUUGUUGUUAUAUCUGUAGCUGGUGCAUUUCGUAAAGGAAAAUCCUUCUUACUUGACUUUUUUCUGCGCUAUUUGGACAGAAAGGAAAAUCCUGAUAGAUGGCUAGGUGAAGACAAUGAGGUAUUGACAGGCUUUUCAUGGCGAGGUGGAUCAGAACGUGAAACCACAGGAAUUUUGUUAUGGAGUAAACCAUACCUGUGUACACUUCCUGAUGGAGAGGAGGUUGCUGUUAUUCUCAUGGAUACCCAAGGUUCAUUUGAUAGCACAUCAACUGUCAAAGAUUGUGCAACUGUGUUUGCCCUGAGCACUAUGCUGAGUUCAGUCCAGAUUUAUAAUAUCACACAAAACAUUCAAGAAGAUGAUUUGCAACAUCUACAGCUCUUUACUGAAUACGGCAAGCUUGCUAUAGAAGAAAGUCAUGAAACUCCUUUUCAAAGCUUGUUGUUUCUGGUACGUGAUUGGAGUUUCCCAUACGAGGCCGAAUAUGGUUAUGGUGGAGGAGAAGCCAUUUUGAAAAGGCGUUUAGAGACCAAACCCAAGCAACAUAACGAGCUGAUACAAGUUCGUAAUCACAUAAGAUCAUGUUUUGAUCAACUGGCUUGCUUUCUGAUGCCUCAUCCUGGCCUCAAAGUCGCUACAAGUCCUACUUUCGAAGGACAGCUCGCUGACAUCGACGAAGGAUUCAAACAAAAUCUUCAGAGGUUGAUUCCUUCGUUACUCAGUUCUGAAAACCUGGUUGUUAAAAAAAUCAAUGGAAUGCCAGUGACCUGUCGUGGUCUUGUGGAGUAUUUUAAGGCAUACAUAAAAAUCUAUCAAGGAGAUGAACUUCCAGAACCAAAGUCUAUGUUAUUGGCGACCGCAGAAGCUAACAAUUUAGCAGCUCUGGCGAGUGCCAAAGAUCUUUACCUACAAAAGAUGGAAAAGGUUUGUGGGGGUGACACACCGUUCCUCGCCCCGCAGGAACUCGAACGACGUCACGGAAAAUACAAGUCGGGCUCCCUCGGCAUGUUCCACACGACACGGAAGAUGGGAGGUGCUGAAUUCAGCAAGGAAUUCGCGGAAAAAUUGGAGACAGACAUCGAAGAUGCGUUUGUCAAUUUCGUGAAAUUGAACGAUAGCAAAAACAUCUUCAACGCCGCGCGAACGCCCGCGGUUUUCUUUGCGAUUAUGAUUGUCGCGUAUCUUUUGUCGGGUCUCUUUGGAAUUGUGGGUAUUACGUCAUUCGCAAUGUUGUGUAACUUUUUGAUUGGUUGCUCGUUAAUGGCGAUCAUCACGUGGGCAUACGUCAGAUUUAGCGGCGACUUUCGGGAGGUCGGGCAACAGUUGGAUCAAAUUGCAGAGGUGGUCUGGGACGAGGUCAUGGCAAGGUUUUAUCAGAAAGUUUUGGACAAGGGAAUGGAGGCUGCAACGUCGUCCAUGACGAGAACAACGAAUAGAAACAAGAGCGAAGCGAAAAAAAUAGAAUGAAAAGAUAGCUAUAUUUAUAACAAACAUAAAACUCUUCUACUUCUUCAUCAAGUAGAACCUCGUAUUAAAUUCUGUUCUACUUCUAAAUUUCGAAUUGAUCCUAAUUUCCUGAAAAACCAGACUUAAUUGCCGAGCCAUUUCCGAGAAUUUUUCUUUAAACCUUCCAAAUGUUGAAAUCGACAGGUUACAGUUUCAAUUUGGGGCGAGGUUUAAUGAUAUUUUAAGCGUGUAUGCAUGUUAUGUACGUCUCAAAAAUUUUCCUUACCCCAAACUUUUAACCACAUACAACAUGCAGUGAACCAUUUGAAGCGUUAAUAUUGAUAGCUAUAAAUUUAAUUAUUGGAAGAUUUAAUGCGAUCUAAAGCAGUGUGUGUAUGUACAUAUAUGCCAUUAUA